Messenger RNA from Nerophis lumbriciformis (worm pipefish), 2677 nucleotides. RefSeq names its product zinc finger MYM-type protein 1-like. The record is from RefSeq and is a predicted model, not a curated record. NCBI's taxonomy places the organism in Eukaryota, Metazoa, Chordata, Actinopteri, Syngnathiformes, Syngnathidae. Gene Ontology annotation, molecular function: protein dimerization activity.
AAAACAGACGCAAAUACGUUUAAAGAGGAAGAAGAGGAAGUGUGGAUCACUCAGGAGGAGGCUGAUCUCCCCGAGUUUCCACCGACUGUGAAGACUGAAGACCUUGAAGACCUUGAAGACAAAGCACCCGAGUCCUCACACCUUCAUCACAGUCCAAAACAUCUUCUCCCUGAGCAGCAGGUGAAGGAGGAGCCACACACCUCCCACUUUAAAGAGGAAGAGGAGGAGCACGGCAUCAGUCAGGUGGGAGAGCAUCAUGAAUGGUUGGAGGAGUACCCAGUGGUUGUGAAGAGUGAAGACGACGAGGUCAAAGUUGAAAGUGAGGAGAAGAGAGAGACAGAAGGUGACGGAGACCAGUGUGGAGGACCACCAGCAGACAAGAUCUCAGCUCCACUAUCAGAUUUCAUUUCUAAAAUAAGGGACUUUUCAAGACUGGACCGUCAAUCAAAGCAGGAAGUGAUGAAUGCCGGGAGACCGACGCCAGAGCUGCCGGAUCUGAUCCAAACGUGCGGGGUCCGAGGGCAGAAAAUAACGCGUUCGUUCCAAAAGGAUUGGUAUACUCGAAAAGAAUGGCUUUGUGGCUGCCCCGCCAAGAAGCGUCUCUAUUGCUAUCCCUGCCUGCUAUUCUCAAAGAGCGACCGCGUCUGGACCCAAAUGGGAUAUACCGACCUGAAAAACCUGCCGAGAAGCCUGGAAAAGCACGAAAGCUCGUCGGCUCACAUUCAUGGCCAGAUUUCUUUCAAGACGUGUGGAAUGUCACGUGUUGACCUGGCUCUGAACGAGCAGCGGAGACUGAACAUCAGCAUCCACAAUGCCAGCGUCAAGGAAAAUCGGGAGAUACUGAAAGACCUGAUAAACGCCACUUGCUAUUUGGGGAUGCAGGGGCUCGCAUUUGGUGGAACGAGCUCCUCCGAUGGUGGCAAUUAUGUGCAACUGUUGCACUUGUACGCCGAGAAAGAUGAACGUUUAGCGAGGCACCUGCAAACGUCCCCGGUGUUCACCGGCACGUCGGACGGAAUACAGGACGGUUUGGUGGAAGCUGUAGGCGACGUGAUCAGAAAUGACAUCAAAAAGGAGAUUAAAGCAGCCAGAUUUGUGGCGGUGAAGGUGGACCAGACCACGGACGCCACAAACCAAGCCCAGAUAUCUCUCGUUUUACGUUACGUGACCACAACGGGAGGCGUGAAGGAGGCCUUUCUGGGAUUUGACGACGUGAGCGGUGACGGACGUGCCGCGGCCGUAGCCCGCCGUGUUUUUGGAGCUUUGGAGAAGUACGACUGUGUCGCCAAGCUGGUGGCUCAGACGUACGACGGCGCCUUGAUGACGGCGUCAGAGCUGGACGAGGUGCAGGCUCGGAUCAGAGACCGGAUCCCAGAGGCCAUGUUCACCCACUGUCACACCCACCACUUGAACAUGCUGCUCUCACAUGCCGCAAAGUGCAUUCCAGAGUGUCGGCUCUUUUUUAGAACGGUAGAGGGAAUGACGUCGUUUUUCAACAAGUCCAAAAGCUUAACAGCUGAAGUCGUGAAGCGACGUUUGCCCACCAAAUGGAGCUCAAAUUCCCAGCUGAUGCAGCCAUUAGGCAUGUACCAAAGUGACCUGCGCCAGGUACUGCGCAUCAUCAGCGAAGACCCUGACAACUGGGAUAACCACACCCAAAUGAUGGCCGUCGGAUAUGACGCCUGGUUGUCCAAAACGUCAACCUGGUUUUUGAUCAUGACGUACCAGGACAUUGUCCGUCACACCAACUCCCUCUUUAGAACGCUGAAGAGGCAGACAACAGACUUGGGACUUUGCCGCUCACAGAUACGUGACACCAUGGCGGCUAUUGAGCGCUCGGUACGGGAGUUCGACACCUUCUAUGAUAAGUUUGAGCGGAGAUGCGAGGCCCUGGGUCUGACCGAUGACGGGAGAAGGCAAAGCGGCCUGUCAGUCAAAGAUGAGAGGAAACGGACGUUUGACCAAAUCCUCCAAAAUGUCCGCGAGCAACUGAAAGCCAGGUUCGAUCAAUUUGGGGACCUGGCUUUCUUCGGAUUGGUGGAUUGUGCUAGAUUUCAGGAAAUGUCACAGCACUUUGACGACGCCAAACUGCAGAGCUUAUCGUCAAAGUACAACAGCUUUUUUGACCUGGUCAGGCUAAAGUCCGACCUCGUGGGACUGUAUGGUUCACAACAGGUGAGGAGCGAGUGCAAGUCUCCAGACCAGCUUUUCAACUUUUUAGUCCAGAAGGAUCUGUUAGGGACUGUCCCUGAAGCCACUAAGUUGCUCCAGCUGGCGCUGACUUUACCUGUGACGGCGGCGUCCGCGGAAUGGUCAUUUUCUACUUUGCAAAGGAUCAAAACAUACAGUCGGAAUAGGACUGACCCAGGACGGCUUUCUUCCCUGGCAAUUAUCUUCGUUGAGAGAGAGAGACUUUUAAAACUCAAAGAAAUAGAGAAAAAGGAGGACUUCUACAACCAAGUCAUAGAGAUCUUUAUCCAGAAGGAAAGGCGAAUGGACUUCAUUUACAAGUAAAGGAUCCCAAAAAGGAUCAACUUCAGACCAUGGGCAAGUUUGGAAUGUUAGGUGAAGCCAAUAAUGUACAUCAUCCCACAGAGCUUUACUGUACGUACAGUCAUCCAAUAAAUGUUCUAUGUCGCCAUCCAGUGUUAUCUUCAACAUUAUUUUGAGGGGUAGA